Messenger RNA from Cyprinodon variegatus (sheepshead minnow), 2754 nucleotides. Its product is annotated as protein NLRC3-like. The record is from RefSeq and is a predicted model, not a curated record. Gene Ontology annotation, molecular function: protein binding. The coding region runs from base 16 to 2754 and encodes 912 amino acids. The transcript is spliced from 6 exons. Lineage: Eukaryota; Metazoa; Chordata; Actinopteri; Cyprinodontiformes; Cyprinodontidae.
UACUUUCUGAAGUGCAUGAAACAGGAGCAGCUUGCUGACUUACUGUACAGCAAAAUAUUUGCUCCGCUCUGUAUAAACAAACUAAAAUCCAACCUAAAGAAGAAGUUCGAGAGUGUGUUUGAGGGGAUCGCUAAAGCAGGAAGUCCAACCCUUCUGAACCAGAUCUACACAGAGCUCUACAUCACAGAGGGAGGAACUGGGGAGGUCAAUGAUGAACAUGAGAUCAGACAGAUUGAAACAGCAUCCAGGAAAGCAAACAGAGGAGAAACAACAAUCAAAGAGGCAGACAUCUUUAAAGUCCCACCUGGAAGAGAUCAACCAAUCAGAACAGUGAUGACAAAGGGAGUGGCUGGCAUUGGGAAAACAGUCUUAACCCAGAAGUUCACUCUGGACUGGGCUGAAGGCAAAUCCAAUCAGAACAUCCAGUUCAUAUUUCCAUUCACCUUCAGAGAGCUGAAUGUGCUCAAAGCGAAAAAGUUCAGCUUGGUGGAACUUGUUCAUCACUUCUUCAUUGAAGCCAAAAGAAUCUGCAGCUUUAAUCACUUCCAGGUUCUGUUCAUCUUUGAUGGUCUGGAUGAGAGUCGACUUCCUCUGGACUUCCACAACAAGGAGAUCCUGACUGAUGUUACAGAGUCCACCUCAGUGGAUGUUCUGCUGACGAACCUCAUCAGGGGGAACCUGCUUCCCUCUGCUCUCCUCUGGAUAACCACACGACCCGCAGCAGCCAAUCAGAUCCCUCCUGAAUGUGUCGGCAUGGUGACAGAGGUCCGAGGGUUCACCGACCCACAGAAGGAGCAGUACUUCAAGAAGAGAUUCAGAGAAAAGAAAGAGAGCAAAAGGAUAAUUUCCCACAUAAAGACAUCCAGAAGCAUUCACAUCAUGUGCCACAUCCCGGUCUUCUGCUGGAUCACUGCUAAGGUUCUGGAGGAUGUUCUGAAGGCCAAAGAGAAAGCUGAGCUGCCAAACACCCUGACUGAGAUGUACAUCCACUUCUUGGUGGUUCAGACGAAAAUAAAGAAAGUCAAAUACGAUCGAUGGUCUGAGACAGAUCCACACUGGAGUCCAGAGAGCCAGGAGAUGAUUAAGUCUUUAGGAAAACUGGCCUUUGAUCAGCUGCUGAAAGGAAACCUGAUCUUCUAUGAAUCCGACCUGAUAGAAUGUGGCAUCGACAUCAGAGCAGCCUCAGUUUACUCAGGAGUUUUAACACAGAUCUUUAAAGAGGAGACAGGUCUGUAUGAGGAGAGCGUUUUCUGUUUCAUCCAUCUGAGUGUCCAAGAGUUUCUUGCUGCUUUGCAUAUCCGCCUGCAGAUCUCCAAGAAGGACGCUGACUUACCAAAAGAACAAAAGACUACCUUUAAUAUCUCCAAAACAAGAAAAGGUGUUACUCCACUGGGGAACUUCUACCAGACUGCUGUUGACGAGGCUCUGCAGAGUAAAAAUGGACAUCUGGAUUUGUUUCUUCGCUUCCUCUUAGGGCUCUCCCUGGAAAGCAAUCAGAAGUUGCUAAAAGGUAUUUUGUCAUGGAUAGGAAGCAAUUCUGAGCCCAACCAGGAAACGAUUGCCUACAUCAAGAAGAAGAUUGAAACCUGCCCAUCUACAGAGAAGUGCAUUAAUCUCUUCCAUUGUCUGAACGAACUGAAGGAUGAUUCUCUAGUGAAGGAAAUACAAACGUUCCUGAAAUCAGGAAAUCUGUCUCAACAAGAGCUUACCCCCGCCCAGUGGUCAGCUCUUGUCUUCAUCUUGCUGUCGUCAGAAAAAGAUCUGGACGUCUUUGACCUAAAGAAGUACUCUGCCUCAGAGAAUUAUCUUUUGAACCUACUCCCAGUCCUCAAGGCAUCUAAUAAAGCUCUCUUGGAUGGUUGUCACCUCUCAGAGAAAAGCUGUGAAGCUCUUGCCUCAGUCCUCAGCUCGAAGUUCUGCUAUCUGAAAGAGUUGGAUUUAAGUAACAACGACCUUAAGGAUUCAGGAGUGAAGCAGCUGUGCACUGGACUGCAGAGUCCACAUUGUAAACUAGAAACUCUCAGGAUGUCAGGUUGCCUAAUCACAGAGGAAGGCAUUGUUUCAAUUGCCUCAGCACUUACCUCCAACCCUUAUCAUCUAAAAGAGUUGGACCUGAGCUUCAAUCAUCCAGGAGAAGCAGGGAUGAAGCUCCUUUCACAUUUGAGACUGGAGACACUCAGAACGGACUGUGGUGGAAAAUGGACGCUACAGGCAGGACUGAGAAAGUAUACUCGUGGACUGACUCUGGAUUCAGAAACGGCACACAGAAACCUCAAACUAUCUGAUAACAACAGAAAGGUGACAGCGAUGACCGAGAUCCAAGCGUAUACUGAGAACCCGGAGAGGUUUGACCACUGGCUCCAGCUGCUGUGUGCAGAAGCUCUGACCGGUCGCCAUUAUUGGGAGGUUAAAUGGGAGGGGAUGGUGAGCAUCGGAGUGACUUACAGAGGGAUUGAAAGGAAAGGGAACAGUGUCAGUUGUUUGCUUGGUGGGAAUGAUAAGUCCUGGACUCUUUACUGUUCAAAGAACGGUUACUUUGGGUUUCAUGGUGACAAAAGGAAAGAUGUCCCACAAUCCUCCUGUGUCUCCGACAGAGUGGGCGUCUAUCUGGACCAUCCGUCUGGGACGCUCUCCUUCUACAUAGUGUCCUCUGACAAACUCAUCCACCUUCGAACCUUCGGCGCCACAUUUACUGAACCUCUUUAUCCUGCUUUUCGAGCUUUUCCUGGUUCUUCAGUCUCUCUGGAGGAUUAA